AUGUUAGGGAAAGACUCACCAGGCACGUUUGACACGCAUCCGGCGCGCAUUGAGAAGGAAGGGAACGGGCUAGAGACGGCAGUCAACAAAUUUCGCAUGGCCGCCUACUUGUGGCAAUCAUUCACAGCCGAACAAAUGCUGCGACACAAAUUUGGGCGCCGGACAUUCCGUUUUGAGGAAGAAUGGACCUCAGGGACUGCCAAUCACCGCGACCGCGAGAAAGGGAGGCAAAGAUCAGAAGCAAAGAUCAACAUAAUUCGCUCCGACAAAACUGUCGCCGAGCUUCGCGAUCUCAACAUGGCGCAGCAGCAUAAGUCUGCCAACGACAAAGACGGCUUGUUUGAAGUUGCAAUGGAAGCGGUCAGGCAACACUUCAACCCGCGACCCGGACAGCAUCUCUAUGUGACCGUACUGCUCAUGGAUGCGCAUUGGGAUGCUUCACAAAAAAUAUUGGCUGGGCAUGCGGCACUGGGAGGUGGAUCUGGCGAGAUGCACCUCUCCAUCUUUGGAUCGCAUUGCCUGUAUAGUUACCCAUCGAGUCUCGAAGAGGUGGUACCUGCCUUUACAGACUGCACGCCAACGGACACGAACUACCUCGCCAACGACAACAAUGAAGCUGGCAGCUCCUGGGAAGCAGCAAACAUAGGAAUCGGCGCUCACCUGCAUGAAGUGGGCCACCUGUUCGGCUGUCCUCAUCAGGAGAGUGGCAUUAUGCUGAGAGACUACGUCGUUUUCAAUCGCAGCUUUAUAGCUCGCGAGGCCUACUCCACACGAUCGAAGUGCAAGGGCGGACUUUGCCUCGUGUCAGACGAGUGUGAGUGGCAUCGUUUGGACGCGUUGCGCUUCAGGGCACAUGCAGCCUUCAGAACACCCAACGAUCCUCCUCAACAUGCCGACGCAAGUAUACAGGCCUACCCUUCCGAAAACGGCAAUAUCUUGGUGGUUGCACCUUCAGGUGUAGCCUUCAUCGAGAUUUUUGCUGAAGGUGAUGAUGUGUGUCACACUUGGCUCGAGUGGCCAGACACCAACGGUGCGGGUCGGCAGGUCUCAAUCGCUGAGGCUGACCUGCGCGCGAAGAUCCCGCAGGCCAAGAGAAAGGGCAAAAUCAGGUUAUCGAUCAAGUCUCAUGCUGGCGGUUCCGCGGAAGUCGAUGAUGUUAAACAGUUUAUUUCUAAGGAAUCUUGCGUGAAGCUGGAAGGAGGUGGUCAUGCGUUCCGUGGCAUGAGGCUAGGUCAUUCAUCUAUGGAUGGGUCCCAGUCACAUGAAGUCGUAUUCGACAGUGCCAUCAACUCCAAGAGAACCUUAUCCCGGGUUACUGUGUACCACGGCAUGGCUGUGGAUGGCCUCCAGUUCACAUAUGACGAUGGGUCGUCACAAUUGUUCGGCAAGAAAGGAGGCAAACCCGAGGGAGACACUGUUGAGCUUGGUAAGCACAUGGCGGGACACGUGGUGAGCAAGUACUGA
Molecule: messenger RNA, 1464 nt
Organism: Emericellopsis cladophorae
Lineage: Eukaryota; Fungi; Ascomycota; Sordariomycetes; Hypocreales; Bionectriaceae
Exons: 1
Coding region: 1-1464 (487 amino acids)
Cellular component (GO): cytoplasm
Source: RefSeq, a predicted model, not a curated record